This is a messenger RNA of Vanessa atalanta (red admiral), 10778 nucleotides long. Its product is annotated as dynein beta chain, ciliary-like. Gene Ontology annotation, biological process: microtubule-based movement. NCBI's taxonomy places the organism in Eukaryota, Metazoa, Arthropoda, Insecta, Lepidoptera, Nymphalidae. The record is from RefSeq and is a predicted model, not a curated record. Bases 15 to 10778 code for a protein of 3587 amino acids. Gene Ontology annotation, molecular function: dynein intermediate chain binding; minus-end-directed microtubule motor activity; ATP binding. The transcript is spliced from 62 exons. Gene Ontology annotation, cellular component: dynein complex.
AAGAACGUCGAGAAAUGGAGGAAGAAGCAUUUCGUGUUGCACGGUGGCCUGCUUAUGUGCAGUAUGUGGACAGUCUUGUAUCAAAUCAUGUGAUGAAAGCGAUUCAGUCAAGCCUCGAUUUAUUUGAAAAGCAGACCGACUUGGAGAAGGGUCCAAGAGUAGCUUUUUUGGAGGUACUUGCGGAGUUGAGAGACCCAGACAUUUAUUUCUCACCAUCUUUGGAUCUCGAUGAUUCGGGUGGUUUGUACGAUACACUUCGAGAAAUGAUGAAGGACAUGUUUCUUCAAGCAACUAUGUUUCCGCGCAUUGAUCCUAUCGUACCGAUACCUACUUAUGAAGAUGAUAUUAAAAAUGAAGAUGCCAUGAUUGAUCUUUAUCAUGAUAUUUUGAAACGGGUUGAAAACAGUAUUAAUGAUGUUGUACAGUAUGCUUCCAAAUAUGAGAAAUAUGCUCCACUGUGGUUAGAAGAUAGACAAGAGGUGCUAGCUGGGUUUCUAAAAUAUGGUCGCGUAAUUCCUCCAGAGGAGUUCGACAAGUAUCGUUACGACAACGGCUGCGAUCCCCCUGAAGUUAAGCCUAAGCUGGAACAGUAUCAGAAAGAAAUUGACAAAUUCAACUCGCUAUAUGCUGAAGUAUCAUCAUUGCCGUCCGACUAUUUAUGUAACGGAUGGUUGAAGUUGGACUUAAAAAGAUUAAACCAAGCGAUCAUGAAUAUUAUUUGCAAAUGGAGUAAUCUUUACAAACAAAAUUUAAAGGAUCAUGUACAAACGAGCCUCAACGACCUUGAGAAAUUCAUUGUGUAUGCUUCUAAAGAAUUAUCUGUUGUACUGGAGGAAGAUGACUACGAAGGCUUGUUGAAAGUAAUGGGUGUUCUCAAUGAAGUAAAGGCCAAGAUAGAUGCCGGUACUGAAUUGAUGUUCGAGCCACUCAGAGACAUAAUAUAUGUGCUUAAGGAAUACGGCGUUGAAUUUCCUGAAGAGACAUAUGAGCAGUUGGAUGUGCUACCUGAAAGGUGGCGUAACCUCGUAAAAUUAGCAACAGUGAUGAAGAAUGAAGUGGCACCGAUGCAGGCGGCGCAGGCAGCAUUGAUUGCUAAGCGAGUUGCCCUCAUUAACCUGCGCAUAGCCAUGUACCGAGACCAGUUUAAACUUAAAGAGAUAUUCCUCGAAAGUUGUAAAGAACCAUAUAGACAAAUAGACAAAGUUAACCAAGAACUUGAGCACUUUGAGGAAAUUGUAAAAGGUUUGAAAAAAUCUUGUGGACUGUUCGAUAUACAGCCGCCAGACGAGAAGAAUCUAAAACAAUGCCGGCGAGAGCUGAAGCUGGCUAAGCAACUCUGGGAUUAUUAUAAUUUGGUGAUGGGUACGAUUGAGUUCUGGAAGAAGUCUCCAUGGAAGAAGAUAGAUGCUGAUGGAAUGGAUCAAGAAUGCAAACGCUUCACCAAAGACUUGCGACAGCUAGACAAAGAUAUGAGAGUAUGGGAACCCUAUAUUUCAAUAGAAGGAACAAUCAAGAAUUUGAUGACAUCGCUAAGAGCAGUUACUGAUCUUCAAAACCCAGCCAUCAAAGAUAGACAUUGGGUUGAGUUAAUGAUGGCCACAAAGGUAAAAUUCCAUAUCGAUGAUGAUACAACGCUAGCAGACUUAUUAGCUUUAAAUCUUCACAAAUAUGAGGAAGAAGUAAAGACAAUAGUCGAUAAGUCCGUUAAGGAAGCUGCAAUGGAAAAAACUCUCAAGGAACUAGAAGUGACUUGGGCUAUCAUGGAAUUUGAAUAUUCAGUCCAUGAUAGAACUGGUGCUAAGUUGCCAAAGGCAAGCGAAGAAUUGGUGGAGACGCUGGAAGACAAUCAGAAUCAAGUACAAACUAUGAUGUCGUCAAAGUUUAUCGGAUUUUAUGAAACGGAAGUGACGGCAUGGCAGAAGAAACUAGGAACAGCUGACGCAGUUAUUGCUCUAUGGUUCGAAGUACAGCGCAAGUGGCAGUACCUGGAGAGUAUUUUCGUAGGUUCUGAUGACAUACGCGCUCAAUUACCAGAGGAUUCUAAGAGAUUUGAUAUGAUUGAUAAAACGUUUAAGGAGCUACUGAAAGAUGUAGCUGCGACACCAAACGUAGUCCAAGCUACGAAUAAACCUGGACUUUUGGACAAGUUGGAAGAGCUAAUGGCAGCAUUAAAUCUUUGUGAAAAAGCUCUUAAUGAUUACUUGGAAACGAAGCGUUUGGCCUAUCCUCGCUUUUAUUUCGUAUCUUCAGCAGAUUUGCUCGAUAUAUUAUCCAACGGGAAUAAUCCUCCUGCAGUCUGUCGCCAUCUUUCAAAGUUGUAUGACAAUUUAGCAAAAUUGGUGUUUACAAAGCCAGGCAGCAAGCAAGCGUUUGAAAUGAUCUCAAAAGAAAACGAAGAACAUGUACCGUUUAAAGCUCCAUGUUGUGAUUGUUCUGGCAAGGUUGAAUUGUGGCUCAACCGUGUAACGGAAUGCAUGCGUUACACAUUACGCGAUAUUUUUGAACAUAGUGUAAAAUCGUAUGAGGACAAACCUCGUGACGAAUGGGUGUUUGACUGGCCGGCACAACCUGCACUGGUUGGCACCCAGAUUUGGUGGACCACGGAAACCAACCAAGCAUUUGAGAAACUUGAAGAAGGCUAUGAAAAUGCUCUCAAAGACUAUCAGAAGAAGCAAAUAGCACAGCUAAAUGCAUUGAUCGUUUUGCUAUUGGGAGACUUAACAGUCGGAGAUCGACAGAAAAUUAUGACUAUUUGUACUAUUGACGUCCAUUCAAGAGAUGUAGUAGCCAAACUUAUAGUUGCUAAAGUUGAGACUUCCACCGCUUUUCAGUGGCAGAGUCAACUAAGGCAUCGAUGGGAUAUAAAGUUAAGCAAUUGUUUCGCUAAUAUUUGCGAUGCACAGUUUCUCUAUGAUUAUGAGUAUUUGGGCAACACGCCUAGACUUGUAAUUACUCCUUUGACAGAUCGCUGCUAUAUAACAUUAACUCAGAGUCUUCAUCUUAUUAUGGGUGGAGCACCAGCGGGGCCCGCAGGAACUGGUAAAACUGAAACAACAAAGGAUUUAGGUAGAGCUCUAGGUAUAAUGGUAUAUGUGUUUAACUGUUCCGAACAAAUGGAUUACAAAUCUUGUGGCAAUAUUUAUAAAGGAUUGGCUCAAACUGGUGCAUGGGGGUGCUUUGAUGAGUUCAAUAGAAUAUCUGUUGAAGUGUUAUCAGUAGUAUCUGUACAAGUAAAGAGUGUUCUUGAUGCAAUUAAAGCGAAGAAAAAGAAGUUUGAUUUUAUGGGCGAAAUUAUUGCGCUUAUUCCCACAAUAGGAAUGUUUAUAACUAUGAAUCCAGGAUAUGCAGGAAGGACAGAAUUACCAGAAAAUCUAAAGGCUCUGUUUAGGCCUUGCGCUAUGGUAGUACCUGACUUUGAACUGAUUUGCGAGAUCAUGUUAGUGGCGGAGGGUUUCCAAGACGCUCGUUUAUUAGCACGCAAGUUUAUUACGCUUUACAUGCUAUGUAGGGAGCUAUUAUCAAAGCAAGACCAUUACGAUUGGGGUUUGAGAGCCAUCAAGUCGGUGCUAGUGGUCGCUGGAUCUUUAAAAAGAGGUGAUCGACUGAGGCCUGAAGAUCAAGUCUUGAUGAGAGCUCUACGAGAUUUCAACAUACCUAAAAUUGUUACGGAUGAUAUGCCAGUGUUUAUGGGGCUUAUUGGUGAUUUGUUUCCGGCUCUCGAUGUGCCAAGAAAAAGAGAUUUGGAUUUUGAAAAGAAACUUUACGAUGGUGCUGUGUCAAUGAAACUUCAACCGGAAGCUGGGUUUAUUUUAAAGAUGGUACAACUAGUAGAACUUUUCGCCGUUCGACAUUCAGUAUUCAUUAAUGGUUUUGCGGGAACAGGCAAGUCUAUGGUAUGGCAGUGCCUUCAUAGAACGUACCAAAUGUUAAAAAUGAAGCCAUACUACAACGACCUUGACCCAAAAGCAGUUACUAACGAUGAGUUAUUCGGUAUUAUAAAUCCAGCAACGAGGGAAUGGAAAGAUGGCUUAUUUUCUACAAUAAUGAGGGACAUGGCUAAUAUGCCAGGCGAUGGACCAAAAUGGAUAGUACUUGAUGGAGAUAUUGAUCCUAUGUGGAUCGAGAGCUUAAACACUUUGAUGGACGAUAACAAGGUAUUAACGUUAGCAAGUAAUGAACGAAUAGCUCUUACGAAAUCAAUGAGGUUAUUAUUUGAAAUUGCCACAUUGAGAACAGCUACUCCUGCCACUGUAUCUCGCGCAGGCAUUUUAUAUAUAAAUCCACAAGAUUUGGGAUGGAACCCAUUCGUGGCCUCAUGGAUUGAAACCACACGAGAUGAUGAAUCUGAAAAAGCAAUGCUAACAGUAAUGUUUGACAAGUACAUUCCAUCUCUAUUAGAGUCAUGUAAGAAGUACAAGCGCAUAACUCCUCUCAGCGAGCUUCAGCAGAUUCAGUUGACCUGUUAUCUGUUAGAGUGUUUCCUCAAUAAAAGCCUUUUACCAACUGACUGUCCCAAGGAAUGGUACGAAACUUAUUUUGUGUUUUGUAUUGUUUGGGGCUUUGGCUCUGGUCUAUUUCAAGAUCAGCUUGUGGAUUGGCGAAAUGAGUUCAGCAAAUGGUUUUGCAACGAGUUUAAACAAAUUAAGUUUCCCUCGACGGGCAAUGUAUUUGGUUUCUUUAUUGACCCCGAGACGAAGAAGUUUUUACCUUGGGCAGAAAAAGUUGAAUCAUUUGAAUUGGAUCCCGAUAUACCGCUCCAAUCAUGCUUGGUUUCAACGUCUGAAACAACUCGCAUCAGGUUUUUUAUGGAUCUUUUGAUUGCGAAGCAAAAACCAGUGAUGUUGGUGGGUAGUGCCGGAAGCGGCAAGACUGUAAGUGUAGCGGCGAAGUUAAAUUCACUUUCCGAAAACUUUGCAAUCACUAACGUUCCACUUAAUUUCUAUACUACAUCAGAAAUGAUACAAAAAGUACUCGAAAAGCCCUUGGAGAAAAAGUCAGGUCGUAAUUUUGGACCUCCUGGUAGCAAAUUUAUGAUAUACUUUGUGGAUGAUCUCAAUAUGCCAGAAGUGGACACGUACGGUACAGUACAGCCUCAUACGCUCAUCAGGCAAUUUAUGGACUAUCGUCACUGGUAUGACAGACAGAAACUAAGUCUUAAGGAUAUAUCGAAUUGCAUGUUUGUCUCGUGUAUGAACCCAACUGCUGGUUCCUUCACUAUCGAUCCACGUUUGCAGAGACAUUUCUGUACAUUUGCCGUGAGUUUUCCAGGACUGGAUGCAUGUUUCCACAUCUACAAACAGAUUCUCUCGCAACAUCUCGCUAAUCCCUUGAACAAGUUUAAUAUCAUCGUUCAGCGUUAUGCAGAACCACUAGUUAACGCGGCACUUGCUCUUCAUACGAAGCUCGCAUCAACCUUCCUUCCUACAGCAAUAAAAUUUCAUUAUAUCUUCAAUCUUAGGGAUCUUUCCAAUAUUUUCCAGGGUAUAUUAUUUACAACAGGUGAUGCCAUAAAAGCACAGUCAGAAUUGAUCAGGCUGUGGAUGCACGAAGCAACUCGUGUAUAUUCAGAUAAGUUAGUAGAUUCUUUCGACAAUGAAAAUUUCAACAAACUCAUUACAGAUGUUAUAAAGAAAAAUUGUGAGGAUUUCGACGAAAAUGUAGUGUUCGAGAAGCCCUUAAUCUAUUGCCACUUUGCGGAGGGUAUUGGGGAUCCUAAAUAUUUUCCCAUCCGAGAUUGGGCACAAAUAAAACGUUUACUUGACGAGUCUCUCUCGUCUUAUAAUGACCUCGUUGCCACGAUGAAUCUAGUACUUUUUGAAGAUGCUAUGUAUCAUAUCUGCAGAAUAAACCGAAUAUUAGAAGCUCCCCGAGGAAAUGCCUUAUUAGUAGGCGUUGGAGGAUCUGGAAAGCAGUCUCUGUCACGGUUAUCGGCUUUCAUAUCUUCACUAGAAGUUUUCCAAAUCCAACUUCGGAAAGGAUACAGUAUCAAUGACCUUAAAGUCGAUCUCGCCGCCUUAAACAUAAAAGCAGGCUUAAAGAACAUCGGCAAUAUGUUCUUAAUGACAGACGCACAAGUAGCUGACGAACGCUUUCUUGUCCUCAUCAAUGAUUUGUUAGCUUCGGGUGAAAUCCCUGAGCUUUUCGCUGAUGACGAGAUCGAGAACAUUAUUAAUGGUGUCAGAGGAGAGACAAAAGCGUCUGGUGUUCAAGAUACACGUGAAAAUUGUUGGAGAUUUUUCAUUAAUCGAGUGAGAACUAUGUUGAAGGUUGUGCUAUGCUUUUCUCCCGUGGGUGCUACGCUCCGAAUUCGGUCGCGUAAAUUCCCUUCAAUUGUCAAUUGUACGGCUAUCAAUUGGUUCCAUGAAUGGCCCCGCGAAGCACUUCGAUCUGUGUCCAAGAGGUUCAUCUCUGAAGUAGAGGCGUUACCAGCUGACCUUGUGGAGCCGGUUGCAUGCUUUAUGUCGCAUGUGCAUCAAAGUGUAAAUCAAAUGUCAGCUGUAUAUUUCCAAAAUGAGCGUCGAUAUAAUUAUACAACGCCUAAAACAUUCUUAGAACAGAUUUCAUUAUACGGUAAAUUAUUAACCGAGAAGACUAACAACUUAAAAAUGAUGAUAUUCAGACUUGAAAAUGGCUUAGAAAAGUUAGCAUCGUGUGCUGCUGACGUAGCUAUUUUAAAGGUUACUCUUGCGGAGCAAGAGCAAAUACUAAAAGUGAAAAACAGAGCUGCAGAAGAACUCAUUGAAGUAGUUGGUGCUGAAAGUGAUAAAGUAUCAAAAGAAAAAGCAUUUGCUGCGGAAGAGGAAAAGAAAGUUAAGGUUAUUGAAGAGGACGUAACAAUAAAGGCGAAAAUUUGUGCUGAUGAUUUGGCUAAAGCAGAACCAGCGUUGAUUGCCGCCCAAGAGGCGUUAAACACUCUUAACAAGAAUAAUCUAACUGAAUUGAAGUCAUUUGGGUCUCCACCAGAUGCCGUCGUAAAUGUUACAGCAGCCGUACUUGUACUUUUUUCUAAGAAGGGUAAGAUACCCAAAGAUAGGUCUUGGAAAGCAUGCAAGCUAAUGAUGGCCAAAGUAGAUCAAUUUUUAUAUGACCUGGUAUAUUAUGAUAAAGAAAAUAUUCACCCUGAUGUUAUUAAGGCUGUAUUACCAUACAUAAAAAAUCCGGAAUUUAACGCAGAAUUUAUAAUGUCGAAAUCAGCAGCCGCAGCUGGUCUUUGUGCUUGGGUAAUAAACAUCGUCAAAUUUUACGACGUGUACGUCGUUGUUGAGCCAAAAAGACGUGCUCUCAAUGCAGCCAACGCAGAGUUGCAAGCGGCGAGGGAUAAGCUCGCUUUUCUUACCGACCAGAUUAAGGAAUUGGAAGAAAAAUUAGAAGAAUUAUUAAAAGCAUUUCAAGAAGCGGUUAAUGAAAAAAUGAAGUGUCAAGCAGAAGCUGAUGCCACAAAUGCUACUAUAGAUUUAGCUAACAGAUUGGUAAAUGGAUUAGCUUCAGAGAAAGUAAGAUGGUCAGCAACUGUAGUGGAUCUAAAGGAAUCAGGAGUAAUGCUGCCGGGAGAUGUACUAGUUGUAACAGCAUUCAUAUCUUAUGUAGGCUGUUUUACUCGUCGAUAUCGCUUGUUACUCAUCGACGAGGACUGGAUACCUACGCUUGCGAAAACGGAUCCUAAAAUUGAGACAACUGAAGAUCUAGAGCCGUUAUCAAUGCUGACAGAUGACGCUCAAGUUGCGACUUGGAAUAACGAGGGUCUUCCAACUGAUACGAUGAGUACUGAGAAUGCCACUAUACUUACAAAUUCCGCUCGAUGGCCGCUUAUGAUUGAUCCUCAACUACAAGGUAUCAAAUGGAUUAAGUCUCGCUACGGGGACGCUCUCGUUGUGAUUCGCCUAACACAACGUAACUACCUUGAUCGUAUCGAACGCGCUGUAAGCAACGGCGAUGUAGUGCUGCUCGAGAACAUCGGCGAAAGUGUCGAUGCCGUGCUCGAACCUUUACUUGGACGAGUGCUCAUUCGCAAAGGAAAAGUACUAAAGAUCGGUGAUAGAGAAAUUGAUUAUCAUCCAAAUUUUCGUCUUAUAAUACAAACAAAGUUGGCAAAUCCUCAUUAUCAACCUGAAAUGCAAGCACAAUGUACUCUUAUAAAUUUCACUGUAACAAGAGAUGGACUUGAAGAACAGUUAUUAGGAGAAGUAGUGAAAGCUGAAAGACCAGAUCUAGAAACACUAAGAGCGGGACUAACGAAACAACAAAAUGAUUUCAAGAUUACUUUGAAGAGUCUUGAAGACGACUUAUUAAAACGCUUAUCAUCAGCAGGCCCGGAUAUACUUAGUGAUUCAGCUUUGGUCAUAAACCUCGAAACAACUAAAAAGACAGCUGCAGAUAUUGAAGUAAAAGUCGAAGAAGGAAAAGUAACUGCUGUGAAGAUUGAUGAAGCCCGCGAAAGAUAUAGACGAGCUGCUACUCGAGCAUCAAUCUUAUAUUUCAUAUUGAAUGAUUUGUACAAAAUAAAUCCGAUGUAUCAAUUCUCGCUCAAGGCGUAUAGUGUGGUGUUCAAAGAUGCACUCAAUAAAGCUGAACCCUCUGAUGAGUUGGAAGUUCGAGUUGCUAACUUAUUAGACAGCAUCACCUUUGCUGUAUUCGUUUACACCAGCCGUGGUUUGUUUGAAAAGGAUAAAUUGGUCUUCUUGUUCCUUGUCACUUUGCAGAUUCUACAAACUGAUGGAAAAGUCGAUCCAAGGGAACUAGACUUUUUACUUAAGUACGCAGUUGCACCAGCAAACUCACCGUACUCUUGGUUGUCUAAUAAUUCUUGGGGAGGAAUUAUAGCUUUAUCUAAAAUGGAUGCCUUCGAAAAUUUAGAUAAGGAUAUUGAAGGAGCUACAAAGAGAUGGCAAAAGUAUACGGAUGGUGAAGCUCCAGAGAGAGACAAGUUGCCUGGCGAGUGGAAGAACAAGACGUCGUUACAGCGUCUAUGCAUACUACGUGCGCUUAGGCCGGACCGCAUGUCUUAUGCAUCGGGAGCUUUUUGUGAAGAAAACCUUGGUACAAAAUAUGCGGAGGCCAGAACUCCGCCGCUAGAGAAGUCUUUUGAAGAAAGCACGUCUACAACUCCUACAUUCUUUAUUCUAUCUCCAGGAGUAGAUCCUUUGAAGGACGUUGAGAAGUUAGGUCGUAAGCUAGGAUUUUCUACUGAUAAAAAGAACUUCCACAUUGUAUCUCUGGGUCAAGGCCAAGAGGUGGUGGCAGAAGAGGCCAUGGGUGUCGCCUCCGAAAACGGCCAUUGGGUUAUUCUUCAGAACGUACAUCUCGUGGCAAAGUGGCUUUCGACACUAGAGAAGAAGAUGGAGGAGACCUUUGAAAAUCCCAUUGAAGACUACAGAUUAUUCCUAAGUGCAGAGCCAGCGUCUGAUCCUGCAUACCAUAUAAUUCCACAGGGUAUUUUAGAAUCGGCAAUUAAAAUCACUAAUGAACCUCCGAGUGGAAUGUGGGCUAAUUUGCACAAGGCUUUAGAUAACUUCAGUCAAGAGACUUUAGAAAUGUGCAGUAAGGAAGCAGAGUUCAAAGCGGUUUUGUUCGCUCUUUGCUAUUUUCAUGCUGUGGUUGCUGAACGACGUAAGUUUGGACCACAAGGAUGGAACAGAGUGUAUCCUUUCAACUUUGGCGAUUUGACAAUAUGCGUAUACGUUCUAUAUAACUACUUGGAGGCAAACCCGCGCGUGCCCUGGGAAGACUUGCGAUACCUUUUCGGAGAGAUAAUGUACGGUGGACACAUCACCGACGACUGGGACAGAAGGCUCUGUAGAACUUUCUUACUGGAGUAUAUGCAGCCGGAACUGGUCGACGGGGAGUUGGCUCUGGCUCCAGGGUUCAUAUCUCCACCCAACUCAGACUAUGUGGGCUAUCAUCACUAUAUUGACGACUUUCUUCCGGAAGAGACGCCCUAUCUAUACGGUUUACACCCUAAUGCAGAAAUUGGUUACUUAACCACUGUUUCAGAACGACUUUUUAAGGUAGUCUUUGAAAUGCAACCGCGAGAUACAGGAGCUCAAGCUGGUGGCGGCGCGAGUAAAGAAGAAAUGGUGCGAUACAUAUUAGAUGAUAUUAUGGAUAGAGUACCGGAACCGUUUAACUUAGCUGAACUGAUGGGCAAAGUGGAAGAACUCACCCCGUAUACAAUAGUCGCACUGCAAGAGUGCGAGCGAAUGAAUCGGCUCAUGGGAGAGAUCAGACGGUCACUAAAAGAGUUGGAGCUGGGUCUCAAGGGCGAACUAACAAUAAGCAGUGACAUGGAGAAUUUGAUGGAGUCUUUAUUCAUGGAUCAUGUUCCCGAAUCUUGGACAAAAUUAGCCUAUCCAAGUCUGCUAGGUCUUGCUGCGUGGUUCUCUGAUCUCUGUUUGCGUCUAACAGAACUAGAAAACUGGUCUGGAGACUUUAAUCUACCACCGGCGGUUUGGCUUGCGGGUUUCUUCAAUCCUCAGUCGUUCCUAACGGCCAUAAUGCAGCAGACAGCGCGCAAAAACGAGUGGCCUCUGGACAAGAUGUGUCUUAACUGCGACGUAACUAAGAAGAACAGGGGAGAUUUUAAUGCACCUCCACGCGAGGGUGCCAAUAUCCACGGCCUAUAUAUGGAAGGUGCCCGCUGGGAUACAUCCACGGGUGGUAUCGUGGAGUCACACAUGAUGGAACUGUUCCCCAUGAUGCCUGUCAUCUACAUCAAAGCAGUGACGCAGGACAAGCAGGACACGAGGAAUGUGUACGAAUGUCCGGUUUAUAAAAUACGGUAA